Molecule: messenger RNA, 835 nt
Organism: Eucalyptus grandis
Lineage: Eukaryota; Viridiplantae; Streptophyta; Magnoliopsida; Myrtales; Myrtaceae
Exons: 2
Coding region: 43-702 (219 amino acids)
Source: RefSeq, a predicted model, not a curated record
UAUUGCCAACCAAAUCAUCGAGUUGUUCUAGUUGGAGGAGAGAUGCCAGAGUGGUUGCUGCCCAAUAAAGAGGGUUAUAUUUCUUUCGUGGCUUCAAAGGACUUAUAUGAAAAGAUCCUAGGAGUAGCUUUUUGUGUUGUAUUUGAAGUGUUGCAUAGGUCAUGUGAGAGUACUAAAUUUGAGGUUAUAGGAUCUGUUAAUUGCAAAAGCGCAAUACACAGCAGAGAGUUCAAGUUCUUUGAUUUGGAUAAUCUGUGGCUGGAGUAUAUGGAAUUAAAGGAUUUGUGGAUAGUAGAACAUUUUGGUCCAAAUGACCGGACUCAUUUCCGCAUUAGCAUUAGAGUAUGCAAUUAUCACGAACUACUUGUGAAGAAGUGUGGAUUCCGACUAAUAUGCAAGCCACUAGAGAAUGAUUUAGAGGUUUUGCUUCAUGACAAUCAGUUGCUAGAUCCAGAUUUAUUCUACGAGGUUUCGCAUGAAGAUAAUCCAAUGAGCACAAAGGAAAAAAGAUUGAACAUGAUUGAUUCGUCAAUCGAGAGGCAUCGCUAUUCCAGCCUUUGGUCUUAUCAUAAAAAUGUUAGCCCCGGAAGAGAGAUGCCAAAGGGGUUCAUCCGUGUUGAAGAUGGUAUUAUAUCUUUCAAGGCUUCACAAGACUUGUACAACAAGUUCGUAGGAUUUUUCUCUGUGUUGUCUUUGAUGUAGAAGAUGGAGAAAAGGAAGUAUCUUUCGACAUCGUAUCACGUGUCAACGGCCAAAGGCGGAAUGAGCAAUCAGGAACUCUCGGUUCAUUUGAUACGGAUCACGUGUGGUUUCAAAUUUUCAAAACAAAUGCAUU